Pleuronectes platessa (European plaice) is the source of this 907-nucleotide messenger RNA. RefSeq names its product H3 histone, family 3D (gene h3f3d). The transcript is spliced from 4 exons. Gene Ontology annotation, molecular function: structural constituent of chromatin; protein heterodimerization activity; DNA binding. Bases 160 to 570 code for a protein of 136 amino acids. The record is from RefSeq and is a predicted model, not a curated record. NCBI's taxonomy places the organism in Eukaryota, Metazoa, Chordata, Actinopteri, Pleuronectiformes, Pleuronectidae. Gene Ontology annotation, cellular component: nucleosome.
AAUCAGACUCGGAGAGGGGUUAUCGUCAGGGCGGGACUUCAGGCGGCGCUCCUCUCACACUAUAAAUAGCAGCCCCGUCCUCCUCCUCAGGCAACACAGUCUGCUACUACAGGAGAGGAUCUACCCUUUAAACCCGAGAAUCAACACAAAAGGUGAAGCAUGGCUCGUACCAAGCAGACCGCUCGUAAAUCCACCGGAGGAAAGGCGCCGAGGAAGCAGCUGGCCACCAAGGCUGCCAGGAAAAGCGCGCCCUCCACCGGCGGAGUGAAGAAGCCCCACAGAUACAGGCCCGGAACCGUCGCCCUGCGUGAGAUCCGUCGUUACCAGAAGUCGACCGAGCUGCUUAUCAGGAAGCUGCCCUUCCAGCGUCUCGUCAGGGAAAUCGCUCAGGAUUUCAAGACAGACCUGCGUUUCCAGAGUGCGGCCAUCGGUGCUCUGCAGGAAGCCAGCGAGGCCUACUUGGUGGGACUCUUCGAGGACACCAACUUGUGCGCCAUCCACGCGAAGAGGGUCACCAUCAUGCCCAAGGACAUUCAGCUGGCCAGGCGAAUUAGAGGGGAGCGUGCAUAAAUGAUUGGAUUUUAUAUUUUUACCAUAUGGGGGUGGGAGGGGCUGUCUGGGGUUUUGUUUUGUAAAUCUUGAACUCUUACCAGCAUGUGUAUCACCUGACUUGUCGUCUGUAGUUUCAGGCAUGUUUUCUUUUUUUUGUACUUCAUUUGUCAUUAAACUCUACUUUAUUCUCACUUGUCCUGUUAACUGUAGAAUAGAGCUUCAUAUCUGUAAAUUCUGAAACCAUAUUUCACUGCCUCUCAGGUUUGCAAGUCUAUUUUAGAAUCUGUACCUGUAACCCUGUGUGUGCAUGUCAUAGGGUUUCUCGUGCUGUAAAUAAACUAUCCGCUACCUCAAA